This is a messenger RNA of Chelmon rostratus (copperband butterflyfish), 5882 nucleotides long. It is a transcript of the gene lrp12, whose product is annotated as low density lipoprotein receptor-related protein 12. The transcript is spliced from 11 exons. The record is from RefSeq and is a predicted model, not a curated record. Gene Ontology annotation, molecular function: low-density lipoprotein particle receptor activity; protein binding. NCBI's taxonomy places the organism in Eukaryota, Metazoa, Chordata, Actinopteri, Chaetodontiformes, Chaetodontidae. Bases 853 to 3468 code for a protein of 871 amino acids. Gene Ontology annotation, cellular component: plasma membrane.
UGUUGUUGUUCAGUUCGACACUGAAGCUAAGCGCUAGCAGCUAACACAGACUGGGAAGAUGUCGUCAGGACGACACGCGUAGCGACUCUCGCGCCUCUAACCUCUUACCUGUUUAUGUUAGUUACUCGGGUUAGUUCUAAUCAACCCGUGUUAGCUGUCCGGUUCCGGGCUUCAUGUUCUCACGAGGACCUUGUUGGGGAGGACGAGCUAGCUAGCCGCGAAGCCCCGUUAGCAUGUUCCAGCUAACCGGCCAGUGCUAUAGAUGUUAGCCUCCUUAGCAGUGUUCCGCUGGAGGAGACUGUUAGCCUUUGGCUAAUUUAUUUCGAGAGGAUUAGCUGUAGCUAUAGCUCCUCUUUAUGUUGUCCAGUUAGCUGCUGUUGUGGCUGUGCUCGUAUUUUAACACAUCCCGGCUUGGUUCCGUUAUGUGUCGCUGUACUUAGGCAGCAGAGGUUGUAACUGGUAAAAUGUAUGUUUAAUGGUUUACUUCUUUUCGAAGCUAAUAACGUUAACUGUUAGCCGGAGCUAACUGGAGUCUGGUCUCUUUGUUCCGCUUUAUGAUGUGAAGGCAGGUUAGCUCUGACUGUUAGCUUAGUUAGCAAGUAGCUUAUAUACAGAUACAAUAGCUUGUAUAUUUAUAAUAUUUUCAUGAUUGUGGAUGUAGCAUGUGCUAAGCUAACAGGUAAUUCGGUACCACAGAACUGUGGUCUUUGUGUGCUGUGAUCUGGCAGCUGUUUCCGGGCAGAUUUCACUGUUUGUGGGUGACAUGCAGCUGUCAGCUCCUCCAGCUGUGUGCUGACCUUCAUCAUCACUAUCAUCACAAUAACUGCAGCUGGUGGAGACUUGAGGGGUAUUAUGGCCCUCAGAUCAGGCUGCAGGCAGAGCCGCUCAGCAUGGGUUGUCUAUCUGCUCAUACUGUCAGGAUGCAUUGCUGCAUCUCAGAGGAAUGACAAUGUCUACGUGUCGGGGAUUUCUAAUGCCUGUGGCGACGUGGCAGAGCUCCUGCGGGCAUCCAGCGGCAUCAUCACCAGCCCCGGGUGGCCCUUUCAGUAUCCAUCCAGACUGAACUGCAGCUGGAAUAUCAGAGCCCGAGCUGGAGACACCAUCACCAUCAGUUUCCAGGACUUCGACCUCCAGGGUUCCCACCGUUGUUCCUCAGACUGGAUGUCUAUCAGCAGCUACAGGAGCCUGGAUGGGCUGCGGGUUUGUGGUUCCUCCCUGCCUCCACCCUACAUCUCGUCACAGGACCACGUUUGGAUCCAUUUCCACUCUGAUGACAGUCUGACAGGAAAAGGCUUCAGACUGUCCUAUAUCGCUGGUAAGCCAGAGGCGUCCAGCUGUGACGUGGACCAGUUCCACUGCUCUAAUGGGAAGUGCAUCCCAGACUGGUGGCGCUGUAACUCCAUGGACGAGUGUGGUGACAAUUCAGACGAGGAGCUGUGUGUGGACUCGCCCUUCUCCUUCCAACCCUGCAGCCUGAACCAGUUCCCCUGCCUAUCCCGGUACACCCGAAUCUACACCUGCCUGCCGCACAGCCUGCGCUGCGAUGGCAGCAUCGACUGCCAGGACCUUGGCGAUGAGAUCGACUGUGAUGUUCCCACUUGCGGAGAAUGGUUGAAGAACUUCUACGGCUCUUUCAGCUCUCCAAACUACCCCGACUUUUACCCUCCAGGAAGUAACUGCACGUGGCUGAUUGACACCGGAGACCACAGGAAGGUCAUCCUGAGGUUUACGGACUUUAAACUCGAUGGGACCGGUUAUGGAGACUACGUGAAGGUCUACGACGGCCUGGAGGAGAACCCUCGCCGUCUCCUCAGGGUGCUGACCGCCUUCGACUCCAGAGCACCAGUCACUGUGGUUUCAUCAUCCGGUCAGCUCCGAGUUCACUUCUACGCUGACAAGAUCAAUGCUGCCAGAGGGUUCAACGUCACAUACCAGGUGGACGGCUUCUGCCUACCAUGGGAGGUUCCCUGUGGGGGAAACUGGGGCUGUUACACUGAACAGCAGCGCUGUGAUGGUUAUUGGCACUGUCCCAACGGUCGGGACGAGCUGAACUGUUCUUCAUGCCAGGAGGACGAGUUCCCCUGUUCCAGAAACGGAGCCUGUUACCCUCGAUCGGACCGCUGCAACUACCAGAACCGCUGCCCCAAUGGUUCUGAUGAGAAGAACUGCUUCUUCUGCCAGCCAGGGAACUUCCACUGCAAGAAUAACCGCUGUGUGUUUGAGUCGUGGGUGUGUGAUGCUCAAGACGACUGUGGUGAUGGCAGCGACGAGGAAAGCUGUCCCGUCAUCGUCCCCACCAGAGUCAUCACCGCCGCCGUCAUUGGCAGCCUCAUCUGCGGCCUCCUAUUGGUCAUUGCCCUCGGCUGCACCUGCAAACUGUACUCCCUUCGCAUGUUCGAACGCAGGUCAUUUGAAACACAGCUGUCCAGAGUGGAGGCAGAGCUACUGAGGAGGGAAGCUCCGCCCUCGUACGGACAGCUGAUUGCUCAGGGACUGAUCCCACCUGUGGAGGAUUUCCCAGUGUGCUCUGGGAGCCAGGCGUCAGUCCUGGAAAACCUCCGUCUGGCUGUACGCUCUCAGCUUGGAUUCACCUCCCUCAGACUUCCCUCCUCUGGUCGUCAUAGCAACCUGUGGCGCCGUCUUUUCACCUUCUCGAGGUCCCGGCGAUCGGGUUCUUUGGCUCUGGUCUCUGCCGACCUGGAGGACAGCGCCGGCACCGGGAGCACUGGAAGUUCUGGUUCAGACCUACUGUCUCCGGACUCAGAUGACACUGACACGGAGGGUGAGCGAGGGAGAGAACGUGGCGUAGGUGCAGUGGGCGGGUCUGUUGCCCCCCUCCCCCAAAAAACUCCGCUGUCCACUGCUGUGGAAGCAGUGGUAUCGGUGACUACUUCAGCGGCCUCCUUGACCUCGCUGCCCGGCCGUGACAGGCCCAGGGAGGCCCCGCCCCCCUCUGGCCCGGUUGCUGUGGUAACCUCCAGUCCAGACACAGCUUGUCACAAUGACGCCACAGAGCUCCAGGCUCCACCCACCUCCGCCCUGCAGCGACUGGCCCAGAACCUGCACCGCCUUGCCAGGAACCUGACCAGAACCAGCCAGAACCAGCAGGACCAGACCUGGACAAAUCACAGUCCACUCCACCAGCUGGAGACAGGAAGAGGCGGGGCUGAGGCAAAUGAGCGACGAGGAAGCAGAGAAGAAGAAGAGGACGUGGAGCUCCUGAUCCCAGUCUCCGACUCGGACUCCUCCUCCUCCGUCAGUGACAUCCGAGAGCCGCUGCUGGAGCAACACCCCUCCUGCACCACAGGCCAUGCCUCCCGCCAUCACCACGGAAACAGUUGUCGAGGAGGACGGGAUGGCCCCUGUGAACACUGCGGGAUGGUCCACACGGCUCAGAUCCCUGACGCUUGUCUGGAGGCCACGGGCAAGACGGAGAGCAGCGAUGACGAACUGCUGUUGCUCUGCUAACAGCAUAACAUGCUAACUGACAGGUUAAUACUAAUACUACCCUGACCCAACCCCUACAGCCAGCUAACAUGCUAACCAACACGGGUCAUCCUGCUAAUACUACCCUUUUCCUGCUCCAGCAGUUAGAUCGCAUGCCAUUGACUAGCUAAAGCCACUAGUGGUAUCCUGACCCACCUUAGACUUCAGACAGCUAGCCAACAUGCUACUGUCUCACACUGGACUACAGUUAACCAACACACAAACAGAUUAGACUGGCCUACAGCCAGCCUUAAUGCUGACACUUCAACUGGAUUUUGGACUAGGGAUAAUCUUACACCUGUUAGCAUGUGUUAGCAUGUUAGCUGCAUUAAGGGUUAGCUCUCAGUGAUGUUGGAGAUGAACACUCUCUCAGAGACCAGGGGAAGUGAAGUCACUGAUUGGAUUUGGAUGUUGGUACCACUAUCUAAAGUGUCCCCUGUUGUUCCCACGGUCAGUCCAUUAAAAUGCUCCCCGCCCCCCUGCAGGUGGACGUCCUGCUCGGUACGACUUUGUGAACACUGACUUCCUCCUUGUUGGUACAACUAUAAACUGUGUCCUGACAGAUCAAACUGAUGGUUCUCUAUUGGUGAGAAAUUCAUUGCUCCAGAUGAUCUGGAGUCCUGGUCAGGUGCAGCAGUUUAAUCCCCCCCCCCCCCCCCCCCCCCCCCCCCCCCCCCCUUGUGCUGGUUGUUGAGUCUGUUAAAGAAUGACAAGGGUCAUGUGACCAAUGGAGGUAUUUUAAGACAUUAUAAAACUAACAAAAAGUCUGAGUACACCGAAGUACAAAAGUUCAGACUUGUGAAAAUAAUCCCCAGUCAAAGGUCCUUGAACAGAAAGCUCCAGACCUGUUUCUGAGCUUUAAACCGUGUUAAACAUGAGACAAGAGCAAGAAGACGCCAUGGACGCCCAUCACCUCAGUGCUGCGCUCUCCAGUACCUGCUUUGUUUUUUUAACCAAUGUUUGACAGUUCCUCCCGAUCAGAGAGGGACAGCUCAAAGUUAGGGACAUCAUCAGUAGAUACCUCUUACCCCCCCGUAAUGUAUAUUCACAGUAGACAACAUUACGUAUUUUACUCCGCACUUCCGAAACUUACAUAUAAUUUCACUUGUUUGGCUUGAUGAAAGGAGCCAUAAAGCUGAUCUGACUCUGUUCCUGAUUAUUGACAUUAUCAGCUGUAAAAACUGUCGCAGGUCAGCAGCAGCGAGCGACGUGGUGAUCAACUCAUAAAAUACCUACAAACGCGUUCAGUUGAUUUACCUUCCUGUUACACUUCCUUCAUGGGUACGUGCAGUCGGGUUUGUUCACACUGAAAAUGAAGCACAACAAGACAAAUAUAAUUUUCAGUCAUCAAUUUAAAGCAAACCAUCGAUACCAUUGACUCGAUUCUUCAGACAGCACUUUGCCAACAGAUGAUGCUAAUGCUAGCUGGGCUACCUCCCCGGGUCACGUUACCCUCAUCAUGGUCUCUGUAGUCUUUAACACUGAACGUGGUUCGGGUUCCUGUCCGGCUCCCUCUCGGUAUUUUAUGUUCUACCUGAUCAGUUCUCAGACUGGCUCUAAAGGGAAGAUGAGGUUCAAGACAGCUCUGUACUAAAACACAGAAGGUCAUGUUACAGAAAAGGUUCUAGGUCUGAUCAUUCUGCAAAAACGUCUUCGGCCUGUCUGUAAAAGACAGAAAAAAUACAGAAACUUUGAAGGGUCAAUAGUCACAAGUCAUGUUUACACUCCAGAUUCAACAUAGAGGACUCCGAAAUCCAGACUGUGGAGAACUUUCAGAGUUAGAGGCAGCUUUUCUCUCAGAACCGGGCCGACAGAACCAGAUGGUCUGAAGUUUCAGAACCACAACAGAACCAGAUGGCCUUGAAAGGUCAGGAACGGAUCAACAGAACCAGAUGGUCUGAAGUUUCAGAACUGGACCGACAGAACCAGAUGGCCUGAUGGGUCAGGAACAGAUCAACUGAACCAGAUGGUCUAAAGGGUCAGUUAAAUGGGUCUCUGGACAGUUUUACAAACUGACAUCAAAGUUUUGGAUUAUAAUUAUUUUAACUUUUGUGAGAAGACAUAAAAACUAUGAGCUGCUCCUGCUUUCCUCCUCCUCCUCUUCCUCCUUGUCCUCCUCCUCCUCCUCAAACUGAAGCCAUUCAAACUGACCUGUCUAUAUUUAUGAUAUUUGUUUUUGGUACUCAGAUCUCAGCUGACCUCGUGUGAGUGUGACUGUGUAUAUUUAUUACUGUUAUUAUUAAUAUGACUGGUUAUUAUUAUUAUUGUGUUCAUUUGUUGUGUAGCUGUUUUUCUGACCUGCAUGAUUCAGAUUGUUUGGUGUUAGUUUUUCUUUGAGCCUGUAAAGAAAAAAAAAUGUUAAACUGCACUAAAGAUUAAAGGUUCAUGUUUCAGUC